Schistocerca gregaria is the source of this 869-nucleotide messenger RNA. Its product is annotated as 60S ribosomal protein L6-like. The transcript has 2 exons. Gene Ontology annotation, biological process: ribosomal large subunit assembly; cytoplasmic translation. The record is from RefSeq and is a predicted model, not a curated record. Bases 33 to 764 code for a protein of 243 amino acids. Gene Ontology annotation, cellular component: cytosolic large ribosomal subunit; ribosome. Lineage: Eukaryota; Metazoa; Arthropoda; Insecta; Orthoptera; Acrididae. Gene Ontology annotation, molecular function: RNA binding; structural constituent of ribosome.
CUUUUUGGUGUCAUCGUAUUUUGUCUCAAGAAAUGGCUGCAGCCGAUGUUAGUAUGCAAGGUACAUCAGACGCCUCAGUAAAGCAGCAAGGCCAGGCUGAGAAAAGUCAUAUAACAAGCAAAAAAGAGUAUGUUUUGGUCAAGAAGGAUCGUCAUGGAAAUUCUAUUGUCUACUAUAAAAAAUCUAUCCCUUCAACUUCACCUGCUAAGGAGGACAAGAUGCAAAUAGACGAAGAUGCAUCCCCUGUUAAAAAAAAGAUAAAGACUAAAGUCUAUCCAAAAGUCAAGCUUCGCCCCUCGAUUACUCCUGGUACGGUUUUGAUUAUUCUCAAGGGAAAAUAUAGUGCAAAACGCGUCAUUUUCUUGAAACAGUUAGAAUCAGGCUACCUUGCGGUCACCGGUCCUAAGAAGCUAAAUGGUGUUCCAAUCUACCGAAUCGACCAAACUUACGUAAUUGCUACGUCGACCAAGAUUGAUAUAUCGAAUGUCAAACUUCCAUUGCGCCUUAACGAUGACCUGUUUAAAAAACUGCCCUCUUACGAUAGGUUAAGUGCCUAUGCAAAGAUAAGCGAGGAGAAACAAGAGGCACUCAAGACACUUUUUUUGAAAAAGAAGAAGCAAGCUCUUCGAGUCCAAGCGCGCAUUCAAAAAUAUGUGGACAAGCAGGUUAUUUCUGCUGUAGACAGCGUUCCGAAACUUUCUAAGUACCUUUCACUGCCAUUCAACCUUGGACCUGGCAUAUAUCCACACAGGAUAAAGUUUUGAUUGUAUUUCUCCUAAAAAUUAAUUUUUGAGAAGACAGCAUAUACUUGAUGUGUAUGUAUGAGAGGAUAUAUAAUAAUUCAUUAUACAAAUUAAGUUUUCUGUGUG